Messenger RNA from Ostrea edulis (European flat oyster), 1891 nucleotides. RefSeq lists its product as uncharacterized. The transcript is spliced from 3 exons. The coding region runs from base 425 to 928 and encodes 167 amino acids. The record is from RefSeq and is a predicted model, not a curated record. Lineage: Eukaryota; Metazoa; Mollusca; Bivalvia; Ostreida; Ostreidae.
UGUACUAGCCUUAUAGUUAUCUGGAUAUCAGAACUACCCACCCACCCCAACUUAUUUUCAUUUUCAAAUUCACUACUAAUUCAAAUGCAAAUAUGGUGAAGUUGGAUACUUCCCCUUUCCAAUUUCAUAUUAGUAUUACAUGGCAACAAUUUAAGCCUGAACUUACCAAUUGUACACAGUACCCCCCCCCCCUUUUAAAGGGAUUUUAUUCUCAAGAUAUCAUGUAUAUAAAGAUAUUUUAUCAAACACUUCUAAUUCAUAUCUAUGAUCUAAAUCUAUUCUAAAAGUUUAAGUAAAUGUGUCAGUGGAACAUUUAAUUAGCUUCAAGUUUGAUUUAUGUAAUAAGACUUAUGUAUACAAUAUUCACAGGAAAGGGGCAUGCAAGAAGAGGACCAUUAAACAGGCCAAGAAGCAAUGGUCAAAUAUGAAGCAGCGAGCAAAGAAAAUCAACAGUAGCGGAAAAUAUCCCUCGACAGGUGGAGGUCCAAAGCCCCCAUCUCCUUCCCCCAUUGAUGAGGCCAUGCUGGCAUUUCUAUCUGGAAAGCCAUCUUUAGAAGGAGUGGAAGGGGGGAUGGAGACAAGUGUAAGCUUGCACAUAGGUAAAGGAAACGGGAACUGUAGAGAAGGAAGGACCGUCAAUGAAUGUAGAGCAGUCAGGACCAUCCACUUCCAAUGCCUCAGUGUGUUGUCCCCGACCUGUAGAGAUGAACACACCCUCUGUAAAAAAAAAAAACAACGCCAUUCAAGAGAAAUUGACACCAUACAUCGCGAUGUACUUGUAACAGAGAAAAAGAAAUUAGAAUUUGAGAUGGAAUUAAUGAAAUUAAAAAUGCAGAAAGUUAGAUCAGAAAUAGAGCUUCUAGAAAUGCGAAAAAAUUCCUUUCAAUCUUCUUCUUACCUGUCUCUGUCUCAUUUUUCAGAAAUUUAAAUACAUGUAGGUAAUGUACUAGAACAGGCUUUAUUAUAUUUAUCUGGAAUCGACGAUAUGGUGGCAUCUAGUUUUGGCCUGUCUGUCUGUCUGUGUUUGGUAAAAAAAACUUCCACCUUGGUCAUACAUGUACUUAAAGAUGUUCCUUAUAUAUUUGCAUGUAAAACAUUGAUCCUAGAUUGUGACCCCACCCUAUCCCCAGGGGUCAUGAUUUAAACAAACUUGAAUCUGCACUAUGUCAGGAAACUGUAAUGUAAAUUUGAACAGGUGAGCUGAAAUGGGAGGGGUGGUAUGCACAACAUGACAGUUAAAUUCCAAUUAAAAAAACAACUUGACUGAUUAAAAGUAUUGUAUUCUAUAUGAUAUACCUGAAUUACUGAACAAAACCAUUUCCAAAUAUAUUCUUAUCCUCAAUAUUAUUAUUACAUGUAUCAUUAUAAUUAUAUUUGAUUUGAUGUAAUUCAUGAUUAGAUUUGUGUGUUAUUUUGAAUAUCCUGUCUUGUCUUGUCUUCUGUGUAUGUCACACUGCAGAUAAUUUGUGAGCAAUUCUGUGUAGACACAUUGAACCUAGGCACUGGAUGGUUCAUGGUAAUAAACGAUUACAAAGCAAUCAGACAAUGGCUUUUAGUUAUUAUUACUUGUGUAAAAGGCUCUAUAAACUGCUUGAUCAGUCCUUAUUUUAAUUAGAAUAACUACACAUGCACAGUGUAAAUAAAUAGAUGUAAACAAUACUAUAUCUUACAAAAUAGUAUUCUUUACAGUUUACCUGUGGUAAAUACUGAGCUAGUUAAGUGCAUAGAGACUACCAUUGUGGGACAUAAUCAACAGUGAACAUGGUAUUGUUUGAUAAUGAUUAAAAUUACCAUUGUAUGUCAUAUUCAACAGUGAAAAUGACGUUGUUUAACAAUGAUUAAAAUUAUUAGUGGUUUGAAUAAAAUUUAAAAUAACUUUGACUAAAUGUUA